GCGGACACAUUAGAGUGUGACACACAUUUAGAAAAGUUUCGGCUGCUGAGAGAACAAACUACCUGCUGACUGAGAAAAGAGUGAAGAUGUCCGAGUUAAGCGAUGACGCCAGUGAGUCAGAACAGCUGGGUGCCAGCCUCUCCCUGUGGCUGGGUGACUCCCUGCUGCGAGCUGAGGAGCUGGAUGUCCCUCUGGACCUUCACACCGCCUGCUCCAUCGGCCAGUACGACGUGGUGGCUGAGUGCAUUAAAAAGCGUGAAGUGGACCUGGAUGGCAAGAACAUUGGAGGAUGGACCCCACUUAUGUAUGCGUCCUACAUUGGUCACGACAACAUUGCAAAUUUGCUGCUGGAGGCCCGUGUGAAUGUAAAUUCCACCACCGCCAAAGGACUCACACCCCUCAUGUUGGCCGCAAGCUGUGGGAAUGAAAGUAUCGCAUACUUUCUGCUUCAGCAAGGGGCCGAUUUGGAGUUGAAGGACUCUGUAGGCUGGACCGCUCUGUUCCACUGCACAAGCACAGGCCACCAACAGAUGGUCAAGUUCCUGCUAGAUAACAAUGCUGACGCCAAUGUCAAGGAGCCAGGUUCUGGCUUCACGCCACUGAUGGAGGCUGCUGCUUCUGGGCAUGAAAUCAUUGUUCAGUACUUACUUGAUCAUAAAGUUAAAGUGGAUGAACGCAACGCCAAAGGUGAGACAGCGCGUGCUCUGGCUAUGAUGUACGGCUAUACCAAAAUUGUCAGCCUCAUUGACUCACGUUCUCCAAGAAUGAAACCAGGUUGGGGGGGGGGUUGGUACGUGUGUUCUGAUUUGUCAGGACACUUUGAAGAUCUGAGCUCCUCCGAGGACUCGGACAGCGCACCACCGAGGAUACGGUCCAGCCGAAACCGAGCUAAAGGCAUCAGCAUCCACGAUGGGCCUCAGGCCAUCGCCAAGUUUCGAGUAGGAGGCACCAGCAAACUGUGUGAUCCUCCUGCCGCCCUGCCAGGGUACAUGAUGUUUCGUGGCAUUGGGGAACAGAGCGAGGGUCUCUGCUACCGUGAUGUGACUUCGCCUAUCAAUGAACUGGAUGGCCAGAGCAACAGCAGCAGAGAUGACAGUCCAUUCUUUGACCAUGACAUGCCCACCAUGAGGAGCAGCAGCAGCAGCAGCGAAGGCCUGCCUCAUGUGAUCGGCCUCAACUGGGAAGGCUCUGUUGAGAGUAACGAGGACUCUGACCAGUGUAAAAAGAGCAGCAUUCGCAGAGUAAAUAAGGGUCAUCACUCAAAAGGCAAGACUCGCCACGGGAACAGCGAUGGAGCUCACUCCAGCAGGACAUCAAACUGUGGCGCUGGUCUUCCGCCUUCCUACACUGGCCCAAAGGAUCUGGCAGAGUUCUUGGAGCAAAUCGGCUUCUCGAAGUAUCUUCCGUUACUUGAAGAGCAAGACAUAGACCUGCGGAUCUUUCUCACCCUGACAGAAAAUGAUCUCAAAGAAAUAGGGAUUACUCUGUUUGGACCCAAACGCAAAAUGACUUCAGCCAUUGCAAGGUGGCACAGCAACGCUCGACCACCCAGCGAUGCUCUGGAACAGGCUUACGCCGACCAGCUCGAGGCUGAGAUGCAAGAGAUGGCCAUUCAGCUACACAAGCGCUGUGAGGAGGUUGAGAGCCUGCAGAGCCAGGUGUCUCAGGAGAAGGAGCUGCGCACAGUAAUGGAGGGAUGUCUAAUGGAGGACAAAAUGGCAUGGAAGAAGGUCCAUGCUGAGUUGGUGGAGAACCACAGGCUGGCUCAAAAUAUGAGUGCCAUGCUGGGGAAGGAAAGGGCAUGCCGCGGUGAACUGAUCUCCUGUUUGACCACAGAUGGGAUCAGCAGCUCUGCCACUGCUGGGGAAGGAACAGGUGUUAAAGCUGGGGAGGGAGCGACGUGUUCCAGUAUUCAAGAGCUGAUGAAGAAGAUGGAUUUGUAUGAAGAAGAACUGGCUGGAAGUCUGCAAACGCUGCUUCAGAAUCUGAGGCGACUGAGUGCCCCAGAAAAAGUCUCAGAUAGCUGGGAACGACCCUAAGCUUUUCAGGACCUUUUUGGAGCACUUGACGGAGGGUGAUUCGCCACCCUGAACAAUGUCACUGAAAUGGGAGAAGGCCAAAUACGAGGCCAGCCACGCCAGGGCCAGAGCGGCUCGGGGGAGCGAAGCCUCUCUGCGGAUCAUCUGGGAUUGGCUGAUGGGCCAGAGCUCGCCAGAUGUGGACGAGGCUAACAAGGGUGGCGCAGCUGCUGCAGGAAAAUGACAAGCAGGCACAAGGGUACCUGACCCUGACUUGCCUGUGCUGGUGUUUGUGGACUGCUGUAGAUGGGCUGUGAAAAUGCGGUGAUGGAGGGGACAGAGGUGAUGGAGGAAAUCGUGGAUCAGGGGUUGUAAUACUGUGAUAUUUCUACGCAACUGUACUCAAAAGUAUGAAAUGUGGUUGAAGUGAUGUUUAUACCACCAGAUGGAGAGUUAGAUUAUAAAAGCAGGUUAGUAGUCAAACUUAAAAUGAGCUCUGCAGUUUAUUUGAAUGAAAUCUUGUCAUUUGUUAUGUUUUUGAAAAUAAUGUCCUGCCGAAUGCCUUUUAAAGAACAGAGAAGAUAUUAAAGUGGGUCUAUUAUGCACAUUUCAAACUGCAUAUUUUGGUUAUGCAGGAGUUGGAAUAAUUUUUGUAUAUACUGGACCGCUUUAGCCUAUACUUUUGAGGACACCAUCCAAGGUUUAAACAUGAGGCGUGAGGCUGCUGUACUCACACGCAGGUCUUUGUAUCAACAGAAAGACCCAAGACUGAAAGAUGUGAGCACCCCCUGUGGUAAUAGUAUGAUAGCACACACAAGGAAAAGCAUUAUAGGUCCUUCAGUGUUACAGCGACGCAUUAUUACUCUGCAUAUGUAGACACUGAGCUACGGAGACUGAUAAAUCCCCAAAACUAAAAAGAAUUUCUGUAUUUGAAUAUCAGUUAAAACCUGCCUACCUGUACAGAUAUUUUAGGAUGUAAUCAUAAACCAAACUUGAAGGACUUUGUCCACAGCAGUUUUAAUUAUGUGAUAAAUUAUUUGGCAAAAAAAAAAAGUAAAUUUGGAGUAAAGGUGCCCAAAUUUAAUUUUUAUUUCAUUCUAACACUCUUAUUGGGAUUUGCGGUGCUCGUUGGGAGUUUGUGUUCUGGGAUGUAUGCAAAGGUCUUCAGAGUCUUCCUCUUAAACCCUGAAUCACUCUCGUCACUUCUGUAUUUGAUGUAUGACUCACACACUCCAGGCUUUCUUACACUAUAAAGUGCCUUGAGAUGAUUUAUAAGUAUAAGAUUUGGUGCU
Molecule: messenger RNA, 3310 nt
Organism: Maylandia zebra (zebra mbuna)
Lineage: Eukaryota; Metazoa; Chordata; Actinopteri; Cichliformes; Cichlidae
Source: RefSeq, a predicted model, not a curated record